Molecule: messenger RNA, 2198 nt
Organism: Saprolegnia parasitica CBS 223.65
Lineage: Eukaryota; Oomycota; Saprolegniomycetes; Saprolegniales; Saprolegniaceae
Exons: 13
Coding region: 354-2177 (607 amino acids)
Source: RefSeq, a predicted model, not a curated record
UUUCAACCUAUCGGCUAUUUUUCGAUGGACGCGAGCAUCAAGCGCGCCCUCUCGACACGCGGGUCCAAGGUUGAGCUCGAGUUGCUCCAUGACUUGAACCGCCGGCUCGUGUCGGCCCCGACGCUGACCCACGUCGCGGCCAACGCGGUUGCCGUCUUUUCAUCAACGAGUCUUGUCGUCGUCGAGGGCGGGUCGUCGUGCUUUUACUCGGUGCACUUGACGUUCCAGCGACCGCCGACGCAGCCGGUCGUGCUCACGCCGUGGAACGCGUCGCCCCGCAUCAAAGUGUACCCGUCCGUGCUCCUCUUCACGCCCGAGACGGCACACAAGCCCCAGUUUUUCGCGUGACGGCCAUGGAGAACUGUGACCCGAACAUUCUCACCGAGUCGAUUCAGCACGUCACCAAUAGCGUCGAUGCUGGCUUUUCAGGUACCCGCGUCCGGUACGAGCCUCGAACGGUCUCGGUUCGCAUCGUGCGCAACGACGGCAAGCACAUCUUUAGCACGGGCGACGCAACGUACGGCGCGCUCGGCCACGGCUCGUUCGACUCGUCGUUUGCGUUUACGGAAAUCCCGGUCUCGAAUUUCGAUGUGCGGUCGACGGCCGACGAGCCAAGCGCGCGUCGCAGCGUCUUGCUGACAAAAGUCGCCUCGGGCCAUCAGCACACGCUCGUGCUCGACGCCAACGACCGUCUCUUCGUCUUUGGCAACUCGAACCAAGGCCAGCUCGGAAUUGCCGGCCUCAAAUGCAGCACGAAGCCGCGAGUGUGGGACGGACGUGACGUGGAUGGGGGCAUGCACAUGCAUAUUAUGGAUUCUGCGUGUGGCGGCGACCACUCGAUGGUUGUUACGGACGACGACGACGUGCUCACAUGGGGCAGCAAUGAGCAUGGGCAGCUUGGUUCCGCCCUCGACGAAUCUGGGUCCGGGAUGUUUCUAGACACGCCGCGCGUACUUCGACUACCGUCGCGGAGCAAGAUUGUGCAGGUUGCUUGUGGGCUCAAGCACUGCGCCUUGCUCUUGGACGAAGGAACGGUCUUGACGUGGGGGUACGGCAAGUCGGGGGCCUUGGGGCACGGGACGACGGACGCUCCGCGACGAGAGGACGAAGCCUCGCCAAGGCCGGUGCAGUCGCUGUCCAAAACCCACAUUUUUCACAUUGCAUGUGGCGAGAUGCACACGGCCGUCAUCUCGAGCGCGGGCGAUCUCUACACGGCCGGUUGGGGCGAGAACGGCCGGCUUGGGCGCCUCGAAGCCAAAGACGCCCUCAGCUCCACCUUUGAACGCGUGGAGCUCAAGCAGCGCAAGUGCACAUACGUUGCGUGUGGUGGGGCACACACGAUGCUGCUCACCGACACGCGCGACGUCUUGGCGUUUGGCGCCAACCACUAUGGUCAGCUGGGUCUCGGAGACUGCCGCGACCGCCACCGGCCGUCGCCCGUCGUUUUCUUUCGCGCUGUGCUCGUGUACGACAUCAAGCUCGGGCAAACCCACUCGUUGGCCAUCUCGGACAAGCACUUGCUCUAUGCAUGGGGCAAUGGCGAGCAAGGGCAGUGCGGCGUCGGGAGCUACCCGCAGCUGUACACGCUGCCCCACCUCGUACGUUCUCUUGUCGGGUGCAACGUCGUGCAGGUGUCGGCGGGAGCGGCGUUCACUGUUGUCUUGACGAGUGUGACGCCCGCCGACGUGGCCGAGCGGCACCAAACGGACCGCGCGCUUGCACAAGAAGCCGACGACAUUGUCACCGACGACGUGCUCCACCGCGAAGCCGUGCGUGACGAACUCCGCUUGCAGCACCAGCGCCGGGUAGCCCAGCGCCACGCCGCCGCCACGACGCCGCUGGCGACCCUCUGGCAACAGCUCGACGCGGCCUCCAAGGCGCACUUGGAACCCGUCAAGCCGGCCAUUGGUGCCAGCGCGUCCUCGGCAUCCGCCGUGCUGCAGUCCAAAAGUCUCCGGCGCGCGCUGCAGAGCGCCGUCGCCACACAGCGCCCCCGAAGCUCGCUGGGAUGCUGCGUCGGCCGGCCCCGCAGCUCGGCCGCUGUGGCAACUCGGUCGCCGUCCAAACGACCACCGUCGCCUCGACCCAAGACAGCGUGGUUCCUUGCGCAGCUGGCUCGCCGCCCGCAGACCCCGCCGCCGUCCUACGCGGACGCGGUACAAAGAGACUCGCAAUAAUGUCGUACAGAAAAAAAGUGG